Molecule: messenger RNA, 5280 nt
Organism: Triticum turgidum subsp. durum (durum wheat)
Lineage: Eukaryota; Viridiplantae; Streptophyta; Magnoliopsida; Poales; Poaceae
Source: the annotation of a GenBank genome assembly
AUGUUUGCAGACAUAGAUUUUAGAAAGCACCAACCUUCUGGUAAUGCAACCUCUACUAGUAUGGUGCCCCUGGAUGUUCCAAGUCAGGCACCUGAGAAGAUUAAUUCUCUGAAUCAAGUGAUUUCAGCAGAUGUACCAUGCGAGGCUCCUGUUGAUUUUGAUACGAGAGAACUUUACUUUCUCAUUGCGCACUUCUUAUCACAUGGUCCAUUAAAGCGGACUGCUGGAGAACUUUGCAGUGAACUCCAGGAGCAUCAUCUGCUUCCUAGAAGAUAUCAUGCUUGGUAUUCACGUGGUGGUUUCCAUAGUGGCGAAGAAAAUGAUGACGGUGUAUCACUCCCUUUGGAUUACCUCAAGUUAGUUGAGAGAUAUCCCCACAUUGGUAAAGACCACUUGGUAAAGCUUUUAAAGCAACUGAUGGUUAGUUCCUGCCACCCAGAGAGCUUGAUUGGAGCUGUGUCUCCAAAUGCUGCUGAUGUUCCAACCCUUCUUGGCUCCAACUCAUUUUCCCUUCUUGCAUCUAAUAGGGGCCGGCAAGAAAAGGAAAAUCACAGGUUGCCGACGUAUCUCCGUUGGCCACAUAUACAGGCUGAUCAAGUUCAUGGUUUAAGUUUAAGAGAGAUUGGUGGCUUCACUAAGAAUCAUCGAGCUCCUUCUGUCCGUGCAUCAUGCUAUGCCAUUGCGAAGCCAUCUACCCUUGUUGAAAAGAUGCAAAUUAUAAAGAAAUUGAGGGGACAUCAAAACGCUGUGUAUUGUGCUACUUUUGAUCGCACAGGGCGUUUUGUUAUUACUGGUUCUGAUGAUCGCCUUGUUAAAAUUUGGGCAAUGGAAACUGCAUUUUGUCUGGCUAGCUGCCGAGGUCAUGAAGGUGAUAUUACUGACCUCGCGGUGAGUUCCAAUAAUGCUGUGGUAGCAUCUUCAGCCAAUGAUUUCGUUAUUAGAGUGUGGCGUAUACCUGAUGGCAUGCCGAUCUCAGUGUUGAAGGGGCAUACAGGGGUUGUAACUGCUAUUGCAUUUAGCCCAAGGCCAGGUGCUGCUUUCCAGCUAUUGUCAUCAUCAGAUGACGGGACAUGCAGGAUUUGGGAUGCCCGAUAUUCUCAACAACCUCCACGAAUAUAUACACCAAAACCUCCAGAUGCUGCCCCUGGGAAGAGUGGUGAUGCAUCUUCCAGUGCUGUUCAAGUUCAACCAAUAAAUCACCAAAUCUUGUGUUGUGCAUUUAAUGCCAAUGGAACUGUGUUUGUUACUGGCAGCUCAGACACUUUUGCAAGGGUGUGGAAUGCUUGCAAGAGUAGUUCUGAGGAACAUGACCAGCCGAAUCAUGAGAUGGAUGUAUUAUCGGGCCAUGAAAAUGAUGUAAACUAUGUGCAGUUUAGUGGAUGUGUGGUAUCUAGAUCCUUUUCAUCUGAAGGCAGCCACACCACUAAGGAAGAAAAUAAUCUUAAACUAAGAAAUUCAUGGUUCACACAUAAUAUUGUUACUUGCUCCCGUGAUGGCAGUGCAAUUAUAUGGGUUCCACGAUCUCGGAGAUCGCAUGGAAAGAUUGGACGAUGGACACGUGCUUACCAUCUCAAGGUCCCUCCACCUCCAAUGGCUCCUCAACUAGUUCGUGGUGGCCCACGACAAAGACAUCAGCCAACUCCUCGUGGUGUCAAUAUGAUUGUCUGGAGUUUGGAUAACCGAUUUGUGCUUGCUGCUAUCAUGGACUGCAGAAUUUGUGUUUGGAAUGCUUCUGAUGGGAGCUUAGUACAUUCACUGAUUGGCCACAAGGAAUCUACAUUUGUUCUUGAUGUGCAUCCAUUCAACCCUCGUAUAGCAAUGAGUGCUGGGUAUGAUGGCAUGACAAUCAUCUGGGAUAUAUGGGAAGGAAAACCUGUACAGAUCUAUGAAACCGGUCAUUUUAAGCUAGUUGAUGGCAAGUUCUCUCCGGAUGGAACAUCACUUAUCCUCACCGAUGAGAUUGGCCAAAUAUUCUUUAUUGGUACAGGGCAGGGUGAGUCCCAGAAGGAUGCGAAAUAUGAUCAGUUCUUUCUUGGAGACUAUCGACCCCUUACUCAAGAUACAAAUGGAAAUGUUAUUGAUCAGGAGUCAUACAAAGGGUUUGAUGUACUGUCUGUAACUGGUCUCUUUUUAGUAUUGGUGGUGCUUAUCCGGAACAACCAAAAAGCAAACAUCACAGUAGAGACACAGCUCCCACCUUAUAGGAGAAAUAUUCAAGACCUUUUGUGUGACUCGGGUAUGAUGCCAUACCCAGAGCCUUUUCAAAGCAUGUACCAGAAACGGCGAUUAGGUACCAUGGGUAUUGAGUGGCGGCCUCCCUCUGUAGAUUUUGCUGUUGGCCCCACGUACAAUGCAACCACUGGUGAAUACCAGAUCAUCCCAGUCAUUGAUCCAGAUAGGUGGGAGCCACUUCCAGAGAUACCGGACUUCUUUGAGCUUGAACCUGAGAUUGAAGUUAUCUCUGAUGAUACUGAUUCCGAGUACAACGGCAUGGAUGACAAGUCUAGUGAAGGAGAACAGGAGAAUUUGAGUGGUGAUUCCUCUGGUGCUUCAUUCUCAAGUGCAGAGAUUGAUGGGAAUAACCUUAGCGAUAGUGCUAAUCUUCGCAGAUCUAGAAGAAAGAAGAAAAAAUCAAAGGCUGAUCUUGUGACUUCAUCUGGUCGGCGAGUUAAGAAGAGGAAUUUGGAUGAGCAUGAUGCUGCUACUGUGUCAAGGUCACACAGAGCUAGGAAGUCUAAGAAUGGUCGCUCUAGUAAAAGGAAAAGAUCACCUAAAUCUAGGGGAUUGCGACCUCAAAGACGCGCUGCUCGCCAUGCACUCAGUUUUUUAACAAAGAUGGGAGCUUCAACAGAUGAGGAUGAAGAGGACUCAGAGAGUCUCUCAGACAGUGAAUUGAACACGGAAAGCAUUGAAGCUGAGCCGUCAGCAUGGUAUAGCCGGCCAAGACUUGGUAGAGAGAGUAACCAAUAUGAUUCAGAAGAUGUUACACAACCUUCUCAUUUCACUGAAACUCGGGGGAGUUCUGGAAAUAACAGAAAACUGGUCCUGAGGAUACCACGCCGUGAUUUAAAAGUUGAAUUUCCAUCAGCUGUAUCAGUCAUGGGGGGCAGACAUGGAUCAGUUGAGCCGGAACUAGCUUUUGAGCCUGGAAGUUCCUCUGUUUGCAAGGCUGACCCACCUGCAGAUGGAGGUCAAAGCACAACAACCUCUGGUCUACAUGAUGUUUCUUCUGUUUAUAGUAACAGCACAAUCAAGUGGGGUGAGGUUAAGCAGCGAUCUUCAAAGCGUUGCAAGUUUGGUGACUCUUCCGCUGGAGACAUGUGGCCCUCUUCAAAUAAUGCAGUUUCACAGGAUGGUGGCAAAUCUGGUGUUCAGAAGACACCUCAUGAAUAUGGUAACGCCAUGCAACAAACGGUUGAGCAGACUGUACAAAAGAGUGAACGUGCAAUUUGUCUGGAUAGCAUCCAUGAAAAUCACGAUACUGAUGUUUAUAGUGAAGAUAAUUUACUUGGUGAAGAAAGGACAACUAAUAACAAUAAUACUCAUGUAGAGGAAGUAAACAACAAAGAAUGCAACCAACAGUCCCACAGUACUACUCAGUCUACUAUUAAACUGAAGUUAGUCAGGUCAAGAGGCAUUCCAGAUGCAAAAGGUUCACCGGACAAAUCAAAGACUACUGCAGUAGGGAGUGACGUGAACUCUGAGUGUGAUAAAGUUCCCAUGCAGCAUGAUGAGGAUCCUACCACCAAUCAACAUAUAAGCAGUGACUUCCCUAGUGCGUCUAGAGAUUUCCAGGAAUGCACAGAUAAAAGCACUGGUUUUCAUGAUUCAAGGAAGUUCCAUUCUGAAUCUGGGAAGACGAUUGCUGUGUACCAAAGGUCAAAGUUAAGUAAGCACAAGAAAAAAUUGGAUUCAGAUUCUGGCAAUGGAGAUAGUACCUCCGUCUCCAAUGAUGAUGGUGGGUAUCAACCUUCAGAGUACAGUCCUGUUGCACCUGGUACUGGUAAUUUGCGAAGAAGCACAAGGAGGUCAUGUGCAUACACUGAUGGUGGAGCAAGGAAUGCUAUCUCUCAUGUGAAAAAUUCUUCCCAUGAAGCAUCAACUAGUGGGAGACAAAUUGGUGCAGACGUGCAUGAGUGGGGUUCACCAUCAAAGACUGCUGGUUUAAGGUCUACUAGGAACAGAGUUCCUGAUACACAUUCAUUGGCAGAAAAGCCUCAAGUAUCCUCGAGUUGUUGGUUGAUGUUGUUGGAGCAUGAAGAUAUUUACCGUUAUAUUCCUCAACAUGGCGAUGAGGUUAUGUACUUGCGACAGGGCCAUGAAGAAUAUCUUAAAGGAAUGCGAUUAUCGGAUAGUUGCCCAUGGAAUCGGAUCAAAGGCCUUAAAGCUGUAGAGCUUUGCAAAAUUCAGGAUCUUUGUUAUACCACUUAUAAAGGGUCUGGUGAAAGCUGCUGUAAAUUAACACUUAAAUUCAUUGACGACACUUCAAGCGGGUUUAACAGAGAGUUUGUAAUCACAUUGCCUGAGCUGGUUGGCUUCCCCGAUUUUCUGGUGGAAAGAACACGGUUUGAAGCUGCUGUUGCGCAGAACUGGACUAUCAGAGAUAAGUGCAGAAUUUGGUGGGCGAAUGAUGAGGGAGGAGGAAGUUGGUGGGAGGGACGUGUGUUGGCAAUAAGACCUAAGUCACCUGAUUUUCCUGAGAGUCCAUGGGAUAAAUAUGCCGUACAGUACAAGAAUGAUGGUUCAGAUCAUCUGCAUAGCCCCUGGGAGCUCUAUGAUGCUGAUAGCCCAUUGGUUCCAUGGAAACAUCCACAUAUUGAUUCCAGUAUUAGGAAUAAAUUGUUAUCAGCAGUGAAUAAUUUACAGAACAAGUCUCGCAGAAACCAGGAUCACUAUGGUGUCCUGAAGUUGGAUACUGUUGCAGGAAAAUCAGAGUUCAUAAACAGUUUUGAUUUGAUGGGUCACAUCUUCGCCAAUGUCACCAUCCUUCUGCAGCAUCGAGCCCAAAUACUGAAAGGUGUCCUUCUAAGGGCCCACCACUUGACAUUCCAGGCCCUCUCCAAGUCAAUGAACACCACAUGCAGGUUUCCUGUCCAGUUUUCCAUGGAGGUGAUCAGGACAAGACUGCAAAAUGGUUACUACAGAAGCGUGGAGGCUGUCCAACAUGAUGCCUCUGUGAUGCUUGCCAAUGCCGAGUCUUACUUCUCAAAGAGCGCGGACAUGACCAAGAAGCUUCUCAGGCUAUCCGAGUGGGUCGAAGAUAACAUCCUAUCACUUUAG